Messenger RNA from Anguilla anguilla (European eel), 1639 nucleotides. RefSeq lists its product as uncharacterized. The coding region runs from base 698 to 1639 and encodes 313 amino acids. Gene Ontology annotation, cellular component: mRNA cleavage factor complex; cytoplasm. Gene Ontology annotation, biological process: termination of RNA polymerase II transcription. The transcript has 4 exons. The record is from RefSeq and is a predicted model, not a curated record. Gene Ontology annotation, molecular function: RNA polymerase II complex binding; mRNA binding. Lineage: Eukaryota; Metazoa; Chordata; Actinopteri; Anguilliformes; Anguillidae.
AAAACCAAAAUCCUACGUGGUUAGGAUCAAAGUUUUACAUAAUACACAACUACUCAUUUUUCUAAUUGUAAGAAGGAAUUAAUCCCCAGAAACCUCGUGAUAUAUUGUGUGGAACUUUUUGAACGUCCAGUUCUGUAUCCGUUUCUGAAACCUUUUGCCAUUUAUAUGACUUGCCAUAUAUAAAUGCCACCUCGCCACUGUAAAGUUAACAGGAACGUGUUUGAGUUCAGUACAAAAAUGAUCAUCCUUUAUUACUGGUAAUAAUUACAGCGCAAUCAGAUGUUUUAAGACGCUUGUGUUGACAAAUACGAUUAUAGAAUUAUGAACCGCCUUUGUAGUCUGUAACUGAAGUUGGUAAUCAAAUCAACAAAACAUUGUUCCCAAUAUUCUUAAUUGUAAAUUGUAAAAAAAUAAAAUAACGAACGUUCUCCGGUCGAAUGCCGCUUGAACUCAAAACAGUGGAUCUGAAUUGCAUAGUGCGUUCUAGAACCGUUUGUCCUUGUUGCGUCUGUAUAAACUAUAUGCGAAACAGAAGAGUGUACAGGCUAUAGUAUUUAAGCUCUUGUUAAACCCGUUCGCUGUUAUUACUAUUUUUGACGGACUUCAGUGAACACUACAAACCUGUGGAUUUACAAAACUUUUAAUUGACGUGUGUACCAAUUAAAUCUAUGUAAUCAAACCUUCAGAUAUUUUGAGUAUGUUUCACGACGCGGUGAGAGAAGCUGUCUGCAAAGACUACCUGUCCGCUUUGGAGGACUUAACUUUCAACAGUAAACAUUACAUUAACAUGCUGACCAAGCUGGCAAAAGAGAACUUGUACUUCGCCAAGGACAUCGUGGCUAUUGUGGAAGCACAUAUCGUAAAGGCUCCUGCGACUCAGAAGCUUCCAGUUCUGUACUUGGUGGAUUCCAUCGUGAAGAAUCUUAAAGGGCACUACCUUGCCGAGUUUGCCAAAAACAUCACAAUCUUGUUUGUUUCGGUCUUUGAAAAGGUGGAUUGUGACACUAGAAAAACGCUGCGUAGACUGCGCGACACCUGGGAUGACGUGUUUUCGUUGGAGACGCUAUACGCGUUGGAUAUGCACGUGAGGUGUAUUGAUCCUAACUGGGCUAUCAAAUCCGUGCCACCAACUGUGGAGUCCAGUUUAUCCCUCACCUCAAGCCUUCGACAACCAGCUGCCAAUCAGCUGGGAUUGACAGGAGCGAACACGACAGAGGUGAGACGACAACAGCAGCACCGUACGACUCCAGUGAAAGAGGAUGAGGAGACAGAACCGAACCCAAGGAUGCGCUGUGCUGAUAAUGCAGAGGGCGACACAGCCAUCGUUUCUGAGCUCAGGGCCACCAGCCGGGCAGGCAAACUUCAGAGAGAGGGCGCUGGAUUUCCACCAGGCCCGGUUAAUAAAAAGAAGAGGUCAUGCCCCGGAUCUCUGCCGCCAUCGCUCCUCUCAAAGGGAAACGACAGCCGCUCUUCAGAGAGCACAUCAGGAGUCACCUUUUCUUCUUCUGCAAGGCGCGGGAAAGGAAAACGAGUCCCUGGCAGACAGUUCCCACUGCCAAAAAAUGUUAAAGAGGAAAAAACUGACUCGACGAGUACUGCAAGAUUUAUACCGCUAGAGGGCGCCAAAGGCAAACAGUAA